This is a messenger RNA of Ananas comosus (pineapple), 2089 nucleotides long. RefSeq lists its product as uncharacterized. Gene Ontology annotation, cellular component: tRNA-intron endonuclease complex. The coding region runs from base 1295 to 1933 and encodes 212 amino acids. The transcript has 4 exons. The record is from RefSeq and is a predicted model, not a curated record. NCBI's taxonomy places the organism in Eukaryota, Viridiplantae, Streptophyta, Magnoliopsida, Poales, Bromeliaceae. Gene Ontology annotation, biological process: tRNA-type intron splice site recognition and cleavage.
AUCCUCAGUGGGUUGAUCCUCUAUUCUGAUCGCUAAUUGCGAUUUUUUUUUUAAAUUUAUAUACUUUAUAUGCUUGUUUCGAUGAUUAGUGAUCGGUUCUUAUGCUAGUGCUUAGGAGGAUCGUUUUUUUUUUUUUUUUCUUUCUUUUUUUUCCCUUGGUACGUUUGAACGGGAGCUACAAAUCACGGUGUUUGAGGUUUUUCUAUGUAAUUUUUGAAUUGAAUGGAGUGACCUGCUUUGGUUUGAUUUGGUCGCGAGUUUGAUCGGUAUGGUGUGGAUUCUACGGUUUAAGGUUCAAGGUAUUUUUGUGGGGCUUUAUAUUUUGUGGGUGUUUAUGUAAAUAUUAGGUUUAGGUUUUUGAAGUUUUCCUGUUCUUUCAAGGUUGUUUAGUGGAGGAUUCAACAGUUCAACUUAUUCUAGUGUAGUCUUUUUUGGCGUUUUGCUUACUCUUUUUAUACUUGGGAUGCUUUGGAUUAUACCUUGUAAUUCGAUCGGCCUUUGCUGUAUCGAGGGCUCAAAUUUUGAUUUAAUUUAUCAGGUAAUAGUCUGAUUGGAAGGACUCGACAUUUGUUUGCAUUUACUUGGAGAAGGAAUUAGCUGUCGAAAGAAAUCAUCUUUUCCUAUUGUUCGUUUGCACUGUAUAUAGGGAAGUGUAUUACUGUGUAGGGUUCAAAUGGGUCAUGAGAGAUAAGGAGUAAAAAAAUACUAUCAAAAUAUGUAUAGGAACACACAUUCAAAGGGAAAUAAUGGACAUUUAUAUAGCGAAGAGUCAAUUUUCGGCCACAAACCCUUAGUCAAAUGGGAGAGAUAAAUAUGUAUAAAAAUUGGAGGAAUAAGUACCAGAUGCUUUUAGAGGCUUUUCAUGUAUAAGUUUUGUCCAUUUUUUGCUAUUUCAUCUUUGAAGUUUUACUUUUUAUUUCGUCAUAAAUUUCACUUCAAUCGAUAGUAGUCGACCCCAACCCUAGUACUCUUGCCUAGGUAUGAUAAGUCGUAACUAUGUUUUCUUCCGCAGGUCAACUUGCCCUCCAUUCCAAGCCAUCUUGCCGCCUUGUCAGCCUAUUUCUAUUUUAUUAAACUUGAAACCUUUAACCUUUAACCUUUCGAAGAUGGGCUUAGUGGGCGACAAAUCAAGGGGUAGAAGAAAAGGAAAAGAGCUGAAAGAAUACGAUGAAGAUGACCCUGAAGAACACCACCACAAUCCAUUCCUCUCUACUUCUAGCAUCACCAAAUCAUCUCUAUCGCGGCCUCAAUUCAGAGAAGAAAGGAGGUAUCACGGGCUCGAUGGGUCGAGGAGAUGGGGAUGGGAGAAGUCAUAGAGAAGAAGGGCAGCAUGUGGACAACUACUGGAGUAGUUCGGAAUGGCAAGCUCUAUUGCCUCAUCGAAGAAAUAGUGUUUCUAGCUGAAAGAGGGGCAUUAGUUCUGCUCGACAAUGAUGAUACAAGCGUAGAGCUAGUCGAAAUGUACCAAAAGGUUGCUGAUGGAAAGUAUGGGUGCUCUUGGGAGUCCUUUGAGGCUUACAGACACUUGAAAUUACUUGGGUACAUUGUCGGACGUCAUGGUCUUCACUGGACAUUGAAGCAUGAUAUGAGCUUGCGUGCUUGUAGUUCUUGGUUGAACACUGAAGAUAGAGAUCAGAUUCCAGAGCGGGAGACCGAAGAUGACAUUCUCAUUACACAUAUGCUUGACGCUAUGCAAAUCGCUGAGAUAUAUCCAGCCUUUGAUGUGUAUUUACCAAACAGCAAGUUUAAAAAAUCUCUGCCUGGAGACCCAAGUUUCAUUCUUUGUCUACUCAGGGGCGAACCUCCCUCGGAAAAAGCAGUCGAAAAUCUUGAGAAGAAGUGCAACGACAUUCCCCUCAAAUUCUGCGACGUCGAUCAUGGGCGUGUCAGCUUCUUCUCCUUCAACAAAGUGGCUCUUCCUUCAUUACCAUGAUGAUGCAUUGCUGUGUAAAAAACCAGCGGAUGCUUGCUGUGCAUUUCCUUUUAUGUGGUUGUAAACACACUUGUAUUUUAUUUGCUAGCAUUUAUGUAAAUUAAGAGAAUGGUUGUAACGUUUUGUUCAUAUCCAAUCCCGAAUACUUAUACCAAA